UUUCAUCAGAGUCGAAGAGGAGGAAAGACUCCUCUUUAUUGUCGUUUCCAUGAUUUAUUUAGUACAGACGUGUUUUUUCCAACUUUGUGGUCGAAGGAAUUUUUGUUGACGUCGGCUGUUGCAAGAUUGUGGCGAACUCUAACCCAGUGACGAUGGAUGUCAUGGAAGGAGAGACGGGACGGCCAGAUUAUCUAAAGUACGAUGAUGUGGAACUGCUGAAUAGAAUGGACGCCGAAUAUCUAGUACAACAUCUGACUCUCUUUCCAAUUGAGCAGAUUGGAAGUAGGAAAUGGUUAACACAGCACGCAAAUCUGGAGAAACUCAACUUGCAGAAAACAGGGAAUUCAUCAACUGAAGGUAAAGCUUUUACGGCGCGAGGCAAGCUGAAUCUAACCAAGCGCCGGAUGGUUUGUCAGGCGCAUUACAACACAAUGGUGCAUAAUGACGAAUUCGUAAUGGUGGCCUUAACUUCUCACGACAAAUUGGGAUUGCUUAUACAUGAGCUGCUAGUGAUUGAGAUUUGGAAAGAAAAAGUGCUCCCGCAUAUCCUUAAGGCACUUGCUGAGCAGCCUUCUAACAUCAAUAUUCACCUUGUUUUAUACCAAGAAACGACCAUUGUUAACUUGCUUGAGGUGAUUUUGUUUCACCGGGAAGUAUGCGAAGCCAUGGAUGCGGAUUCUUUAUUGGAGCUCACAGAUUAUUGCUACCGCAAACUUGUGUAUCUCAACACUCAGGGGGCCGAGGAUGCAGCAUACAAAGAACGAAGCGGAAAAGCAAUUUCAGAAAUGUUACCUGAGGAGGAUCUUCAAGAAAAGGCAGCUGGUAUGGAGUUUGGAGUUGCCGUCUGCUCCAUCUCUAUUCUCAGAUAUCUAACAGAUUAUAUGGGUGCUCUCCCCCUUUCUGUUAUGGCACGAAUGCUGGAUUGCCACGAUAUUAUCAUGGCCCUCGUUCCGCUUGUAGAGAACCCUCCAUGGAAUCGAAAAAGAACUCGAUCCGGAAAACCGGUGCUAGAGAAAUAUGCAGAAGGAAAGUGGACAGAAGUGUCGGGAUCUGACCGCUUCAGGUUGAUGAAGCCCGAUGCCCAGCUGUGGUUAUGUAUAUACAAUCUGAUUGUGGACAAGAGAUGUCGCCUCAAGUAUAAUUACGAUGAUUUUAGACGAUCGCAAGUUCUCAAGCUGCGAAAGUACCUGAAUAACUUGCUCGUUGAUCAGCUGCCCGUCCUCAAGGAUCUGAAAUGGGCAGUAGAGCAGCUGGCGAUACAGGUUCCACAGACUGGUGUUGAAUCUGCAUCAGGCAGGCUGAUCAUUGAACAGGUACCUGAACUCCGGGAGAAACUGAUGGCCAAAAACAAUUGGAGAGUGAUUGCCCAGAAGCAAUUGCAAAGUGUGUUUUCAGAAGCCUCCAGCGCAACACAACGCGAAGCUCAAGAGAUGCUCAGACUGUUCCAAUUUGGGGAAUUGAUGGAGCAACCCACUUGUGCGGCGUGCAAGAAGGCUGCUGUUCAACGAUGCUCCCGUUGUAAAAGCGAAUGGUAUUGUGGACGAGAAUGUCAGGUCUCUGUCUGGAAGAUGCACAAGGGGGCUUGUGACAUACUUGCCGGAAAAGUUGAAAAAUCAGGAGUUGCUCAAGCAGACAUCAGUUUAGAUCCAACUUAGUUCCCAUCAUUAUAUAUCCAAACAAUCAUAAAUCUGAUUGGAUGUUACAUGUUGCUGCGGAGAUGUUUGGUCAAAGAGAAAGAACUUUUCCCAAAAAGAAGUUAGAAACUA
Molecule: messenger RNA, 1766 nt
Organism: Physcomitrium patens
Lineage: Eukaryota; Viridiplantae; Streptophyta; Bryopsida; Funariales; Funariaceae
Cellular component (GO): cytoplasm
Source: RefSeq, a predicted model, not a curated record